Messenger RNA from Equus quagga, 4144 nucleotides. It is a transcript of the gene FBXL7, whose product is annotated as F-box and leucine rich repeat protein 7. Bases 82 to 1557 code for a protein of 491 amino acids. Lineage: Eukaryota; Metazoa; Chordata; Mammalia; Perissodactyla; Equidae. The record is from RefSeq and is a predicted model, not a curated record. The transcript has 4 exons. Gene Ontology annotation, cellular component: SCF ubiquitin ligase complex. Gene Ontology annotation, biological process: SCF-dependent proteasomal ubiquitin-dependent protein catabolic process. Gene Ontology annotation, molecular function: protein binding.
GGCUUUCCUCUGGCGGAGCGCGCAGGCGGUGCGCCCCAGCUAUGGAGUGUCCCGGGAGACGGCGGGCAUGACGGCGGCAGGAUGGGCGCGAACAAUGGCAAACAGUACGGCAGUGAGGGCAAAGGCAGCUCAAGCAUCUCAUCCGACGUGAGUUCAAGUACAGAUCACACACCAACCCAAGCCCAGAAAAAUGUGGCUACCAGUGAAGACUCCGACCUGAGCAUGCGCACACUGAGCACGCCCAGCCCAGCCUUGAUAUGUCCACCGAACCUGCCCGGAUUUCAGAAUGGAAAGGGCUCGUCCACCUCCUCCUCCUCCAUCACCGGGGAGACAGUGGCCAUGGUCCACUCCCCGCCCCCGACCCGCCUCACCCACCCGCUCAUCCGGCUCGCCUCCAGACCCCAGAAAGAGCAGGCCAGCAUAGAGCGGCUCCCGGACCACUCCAUGGUCCAGAUCUUCUCCUUCCUGCCCACCAACCAACUGUGCCGCUGCGCCCGCGUGUGCCGCCGCUGGUACAACCUGGCCUGGGACCCGCGGCUCUGGAGGACUAUCCGCCUGACGGGCGAGACCAUCAACGUGGACCGCGCCCUCAAGGUGCUGACCCGCAGACUCUGUCAGGACACACCCAACGUCUGUCUCAUGCUGGAAACCGUAACUGUCAGUGGCUGCAGGCGGCUCACGGACCGAGGGCUUUACACCAUUGCCCAGUGCUGCCCGGAACUGAGGCGACUGGAAGUCUCGGGCUGUUACAAUAUCUCCAACGAGGCCGUCUUCGACGUGGUGUCCCUGUGUCCCAACCUGGAGCAUUUGGAUGUGUCAGGGUGCUCCAAAGUGACCUGCAUCAGCUUGACCCGGGAGGCCUCCAUUAAACUGUCCCCCUUGCAUGGCAAACAGAUUUCCAUCCGCUACCUGGACAUGACGGACUGCUUCGUGCUGGAGGACGAGGGCCUGCACACCAUCGCGGCGCACUGCACGCAGCUGACCCACCUGUACCUGCGCCGCUGCGUCCGCCUCACCGACGAGGGCCUCCGCUACCUGAUGAUCUACUGCACCUCCAUCAAGGAGCUGAGCGUCAGCGACUGCCGCUUCGUCAGCGACUUCGGCCUGCGAGAGAUCGCCAAACUGGAGUCCCGCCUGCGGUACCUCAGCAUCGCCCACUGCGGUCGGGUCACCGACGUGGGCAUCCGCUAUGUCGCCAAGUACUGCAGCAAGCUGCGCUACCUCAACGCGAGGGGCUGCGAGGGCAUCACGGACCACGGCGUGGAGUACCUCGCCAAGAACUGCACGAAACUCAAGUCUUUGGACAUCGGCAAAUGCCCUUUGGUCUCCGACACGGGCCUGGAGUGCCUGGCCCUGAACUGCUUCAAUCUCAAGCGGCUCAGCCUCAAGUCCUGCGAGAGCAUCACCGGCCAAGGCUUGCAGAUCGUGGCGGCCAACUGCUUCGACCUCCAGAUGCUGAAUGUCCAGGACUGCGAGGUGUCCGUGGAGGCCCUGCGGUUUGUGAAACGCCACUGCAAGCGCUGUGUCAUCGAGCACACCAACCCUGCCUUCUUCUGAAGGGACAGCUUCCAGCCGGCACUGUUUUCAUACAAACACGAACCAAAUGAAAUGUUUUUUAAAAGCAGCAUAUGUAAGCACCGACACCCACUCAUAACAGCUAUUUCUUCCAGCAAGGUUCUUAGGAAUCUGGCUUUUAUUUUUCCUAGUUUCUCAUGGGCAACAGAGGUCAAGGAAAGGAAAGUGGGGACAAAUUUCUACUAUAGUAAACGGUUUGGGGGGGUCAGGUCAUUUGUAGGUAGUUCCUCUUCUCACAAAAGAUGUACCUCAGAAAGCUGAUGGCAGUGUCUUCAGAAACACCUCUUUCUCCCUCUGUCUCGCUCCUCCUGGCACAUCCCCAGGGUUCUACACCCCCAUCUCUCCUACUCCACCCAUCCCCCCAACAGCAACAGCGGUAAAUCAGAACAAUAAUGCUCUCCAGACCUCCUCCUCUUUAAACUGCGUGAUUGGCCUAAGCCAUGCUCUUCAAUCCCACACCCAAGCAAAUUCUUGUUAAAUAAAUAUCACAGAACCUGGUAUUUAUAAAGUGCUUCCAAACCUUUUUAAACUAUCACUUGUGGCAAACAGCGUGGUAGAGGAAGAGACUUGUGUUCCUCCCCCCCAGUUCUGCCACUAACUAGCUGUGUGAGCUUGGGCAAAGCACUUGACCUCUGUGGGCUUCAGCUUCCAGCACUGAGUCAGAGGCCAUCGACUGAGGAUUAGCUUCAUGCCCAUUUUAGAGCUGAGGGAACAGAGAUGUCAAUAGACAGAAGCACCUUGGCACAGACCACACAAGGCAUGUACCUGUUCCAAGAGUAUUGAUUCUGUAGAUGCUUUCAGGAGAUUCGGAAGUGCCAACGCCAUGUCCCGUACGUCCUUCCCUCCAGUCUGAGCAUCACUUCCAUCCCUGUUUGUUUUGCUGGGUGAGUCUUUUAGGCAUCUUUUCCUGCCCUGCUAGAUGGGUGGUCUCUGUGCCCAAGUGCUCUCAGCAUCACCCCACUCCACACCAUCCACGAGGCAAUGGAAUUCCUAAUGCCAGCAAAGCCCACAUCCCCCAGUCAAGUUGAUCUUUCUGAGUGUCUUCAAAUAGGAGGAAAGACCCUCAUGAUUUUUAAUUAACAAAUGACGCCCAAGAGGACACAUGUCCUCUAAGGUUUUUCUAAUCCUUCUCAUUGCGCACGUGGCAUGCAGCAGGCACAUCUGCCCUGCAGCUGGCAGGAACAGAUGCCUUGGUUCUUUGUCCUUCGGAUCACAUUGCUACUUUUCUCAUCUAUUUAUUUCUUUGUGCAUCCAGACUUUGUCACAUGAAGCCUGUUGGGGUUAAGUCAUAAGGGUUUAAUUGUGCAGAUUGCCACCUUGUGUGCCUUCCUCCGUGGUUGUCUGCACGUUCUCUGUCAAAGAAUGCAGAGCAGACUUCCACCUAUUUAAAUACUGUUCCUUCAAAAAUACCAGACAAAUGGAAGAGGGAACACAUUGAUAAGACUUAGGCUGUGGUCCAUCAACCAGGCCCUUGGAAUAUAACAUUAAAAUCUUGCCAACUAUGAAUUUCAAAUGGCCCUAUUUGGAUAAAAAUCCAUGUGCCAGCCUCAUUCAUGCAAAAUCAGGAUGCCAAAAGAAAAUUCCACUGCUUGUUUUCAUGACAUUUACUUGCCUUUUGUUAAUAAACACAUAACCUUUCCCAAAUUAUUCUCUGGCCACACACCUUCUUCAUCACUGUUCCAAUGGUUCAUCCAUUUCUUUCUCAAAGAGUCCACCAUCCAGACUCAGAACCUGUGCAUCUCCGAGUCAAGCACGUGGAUGUUGCUUCAGAUCAAGCUUACACAGCGCUCGACAACUGCACUCCCACUGUAGGCUCCCUGCAUUGCUUUGUCUUAUGUUGGGAAGGAGGAGAGAGAGUGAGGUUUCUUUCAUUCAUACUCCUCUCCAGUCAACAUCGCCAACAGCUUAAAUAUGCAAUCGAGACUGUUUGCCACUGGGGAAAAUGAAUUGUUUGGCAGGGGAUAGUAUCUAGUGAUAGUCACAGAGUUAGAACUACGAAAGGGCCUGAAGGUGGCAUUCCCCUGCUCUGUGGCUUGUGACCCUAUCUAAAGUUUCAGAAUUUGAGAGUCACAAAGGAUUGUCCCUAACCCUUGGCACUGGGGUUUUCCACGUGAGCUGGUCUAAUACUCUCAGAAUGAGAAGGGAGAUCCAGAAUUGCUCCCUGAAUCAGAGAAGGGGCAUCCCAUUGCAAACAUCUUUAUCACCACAACCUGACCGCAUCACCUAAACCGUCUUCCAAACAUGAGACAAAGCCGACUUUCACGAUGAUUGCCCUGCACCUACUGUCUUCCCCAGUUUCUCCCUUUCUCCCAGUCUUCUCUUCAUCCAUUCUACUUCCCCUUGGGGGAUGAAUCUAUGACAGAGGUUACUGGGGAAACAGCUCAGCAGAUUUUUAGAGACCCAGCAAAAGGCCUCACUAGGAAAUUUAUCUGUUUUAAAACAGUGCUUCCUUCCUGCCUCUGCUAAAUUGAAUGCUCAUUGUUUUUUUAAUUCUAAUGUUCAAAUCACUGCGUGCUGUAUGACUCUAGAAAGCCUUAAUUUACUACCACCAAGAAAUAAAGCAAUAUGU